AAUAUUAUGGAUCAUUAUGUAACAAACAUGCCGUUAUCCAGGUCGUUUGAUUGAUUAUAUAAUAUCAUUGAGAACUUUAUCAAAACACUCAAAUAAUUUAAAGUUGAAAUGGACACGCUCUGCCUCUGGAAUAGUUCCAGAUUUUUGUCAGAUGUCAUCAAAGAGGGUGCAGUUUAUCUAGAAUGUUGUCAUUAUCAUGACAGCCAAUCAUAGAUCAGUAUCUGUUAACUUAGUUCCAGCUAAUGCUCAUCAAAUCUCCUGCGCCAAAGGAGCCAGUCAAUAACUUUGUUAUACCAGUUCAUACCUCUGAUGAGCACAUCCAACAGGAUGGCCUCCCUUUCUGUAGAGGAAGAAAACUAUGUUAGAAUGAGUUUACUACUAACAGGAAUUUCUCCACGGGCAGCUAGAACUUUCUUUGAUAGUGAAUUUGAUCCAGCAUGUUUAUAUGCCGCACUGAAAAAAGAGUAUUGCAACUUGAUGGAAUUAAAAAGCAAACACAGAAUCAACCAAUCACAGUGGAGUCAAAUGUUCCCAAGAUUUCCUGAUGUUCCAGAUUCCAAGACAUUUGACAUCCAAUUGAUGAUAACACUUCUUCGAAACUUCACUAAUAUAACCCAUCCUCAUGGUGGAUUUGACUGUUUACCUACUGACAUCGAAACCACACCAGGUGCCGAUUUGGCUAGAAUUAAAUACUACCGGAACUACCUGGCUCACCUGGUUGAAGUGAAAAUAGGGACAACGGACUUCAAUACAGCAUGGGAAAUUAUAUCUGGGGCCAUAGGAAGAUUAGGAGGACAGCAUAUGAAGGAGGACUGUGAUCAACUAAGAACCAAAACACUGGACCAAACAAAUAGAGAAAUUAUGAUGGAUAUCAAACGUUCUAAUGAGGAAAUCAGGGAACUGAGAGAGUCACUUGAUAGUUUAAAAAGAUCCCAUGAAGUCCUUCAAAAUAAUCAUAUAGAAAUGACAAAAGAAGUAAAAAGGUUGAAAAGUGUUCAAAAUGAUACAGUACCUUGGAAUGUUAGAGAAAGAACUAAAGAAACACUGAAAUCCUGGAAGGACAAUGAUGAUAAGAUGUUUAUAACCACAAGAGCUGCCCAAAAAGUACUUAAAUCAAUAAAGGAAAACAGUUGUGUUACUAUAACUGCUAGUUCUGGUGUAGGAAAAACAGUCACUCUCCGACAUGUAGCUUUACAAAUGGCAGAAGAAGAGUAUGAUGUUCUUCUGGUGACAGAUCCAGGCGACAUUGUCAAGUUUAACAAUACAAAUAAGAAAACAUUGUUUGUUGUUGAUGAUUUAUGCGGAAAUUUUUCUGUUAACCAGAGUGACAUUAAAAGUUGGGAACCAGUCAUUGAAGAGAUAAACCAAAUGCUUGAAAAACAUCAAACCAAAAUAUUAGCAGCAUGUCGGUUACAAGUGUAUCAGGAUGAGAAGUUUGAAUCGUUAUCAAUUUUCACCAAAUCGUGUGUUUGUAACAUGUUAUCAGAGAACAUGUGUUUGUCAAAAAGUGAAAAACAGUCAAUUGCAGAAUUAUAUCUGAAAACAGAAGCCUCAGCUAUUACUGACUAUUACAACUUAUAUGAUUGUUUCCCUCUUUUAUGUAAACUGUACCAUGAUAAUCCUAAUUUUAAUGUUACAAAAUUCUUUCGAAAACCUUUUUCAGUUUAUGAAGCGGAGAUUGAAAAGCUCCAUAAAAAAGGACAUAACACUAAAUACUGUGCUUUGGCUUUAUGCGUGAUAUUUAACAACAAAUUAAAAGAUGAAAUGUUGACAGAAGAGGUAAAUGAAGAAACAAAGAUUAUCUUUGAGAACACAUUUGAGGCAUGUAGAUUAGACAGGGGAACAUCAAGAUUUGUAUUACUGGAUGAACUAAACUCGCUGAAAGAUACAUUCAUCAAGAAAUCAAAAAACAUAUACAAGAUCAUACAUGAUAAAAUAUUUGACUUUCUAACUUACUACUUUGGACAAAAAAUAAUUACUUGCUUGAUAAAAAAUGCAAACAGUGGUUUGAUCAAGGAGAGAUUUUCACUCGAAAAAACAGAUUGCUUGGAUGAGUUUAUUACUGUCAUACCUCAAAAGUAUCAUCAUUCAUAUAUCCAGAGAAUGAUCAGUGAUUGGUCAAAUGGAAAAAUUCAAGAUGUAUUUAAUAACAUAAAUAUGCAAAUGUCUAAUUUCAGACAGCAAUUUCUUAUUCAUUUGUAUAAACUUGAUAAAUUUCACCAAAGACAGCUUGCACACAUCUGUAAUAAACCCAAACACAGGGAAAGCAUUGAUGAUGAAAAUUAUAAUGAUGAUGAUGAGGAGGAGGAGGAGGAGAAAGAGGAGGAUGAUGAUGAGGAUGACGAUAAUGAUAAUGAUGAGGAUGAUAGUGUUCUUUUGAAAUGUUGUGUUAUUGGUGAUAUUGAUUUGGUUCGAUGGUGUUUUAAACUUGGUGUGGAUGUCAACAAACGUAAUUUUUAUGGCGUGUCAUCCUUAAUGAAGGCGUGUGAACAUGGUCACACAGAAAUAGUAAAGAUGUUGUUGGACAGAGGAGCAGACUGUAAUACAUGUGACUGGUAUGGUGAAUCACCCGUAACGAUGUCUUGUGAACAUGGUCAUACAGAAGUUGUAAAGAUCUUAUUAGACAGAGGUGCAGCCUAUGAUAAUUGUGACAUGUGUGGACAGUCACCGGUAAUGAUGUCUUGUAAACAUGGACAUACAGAAGUAGUAAAGAUGUUGUUAGACAGAAGGGUAGACUUGAAUAAAUGUGACGAACGUGGACAGUCACCUCUAAUGAUGGCUUGUGCACAUGGUCAUAAAGAAAUAGUAAAGAUGUUGUUAGACAGAGGGGCAGAGUGUGAUGAGUGUGACCUUUAUGGUGAAUCACCUUUAAUGAUGUCUUGUAAACAUGAUAAGACAGAAAUAAUAGAGUUGUUGUUGAAUAGAGGAGUAGACUGUAAUAGGUGUGACAGAUGUGGACAGUCACCUCUAAUGAUAGCAUGUGCACAUGGUCAUACAGAAAUAGUAAAGAUGUUGCUAGACAGAGGAGCAGACUUUAAUACAUUUGACGAACGUGGACAGUCACCUCUAAUGAUAUCUUGUGCUCAUGGUCAUACAGAAAUAGUAAAGAUGUUGUUGGACAGAGGGGCAGAAUACGAUAAAUGUGACAAAUUAGGUCAUUCAUCUGUUAUGAAGGCUUGCACACAAGGCCAUACCGAAAUAGUAAAGUUGUUAUUAGAUAGAGGAGCAGACUACAAUAGAUGUGAUGACCAGUCAGCUUUAAUUAAUGAAUAAUGUAAAUUUAUAGUUUAUAUCAAUGAUUAAUUUUGAAAUUUAAAAUUAACAUUCCGGUUGGGUGUUAGCCAAGGAUCUGUGUUCAAGGCCGUUCUUCGACCUAUAAUUGUUAGUAUAGUAAUUCGUCUUAUUGGCACUCUUACCACAUUUUUAUAUUUCUAAUUACCAAGGAAGAAGCAAAAAGGUAAUGCCAGAACUGUUAUAUAUUGAAAUCAUCGUGAUAAUACUGAGGUAUAAAUCCAUCUGUGUUGUUAUAAUGAACACAGAAGACUACAAACAAAAAGCUGAAGUGCCGAAAGUAACAUGUCCUAGAAAGCAAAUCUUAAAUUGCAUAUUAAGAACAAUCAUCUAUAAGAACAAUUAUUAAUGGACGGAAUCAUUCUACAGAAAAGAUAGAUGAAGUAGUAAACAAUGAGCUUUCGAUUUAAUUUCGAAACUUGUGUGCAGCUAUAUUAAAAACACAACUGAUGUUUUAAACAAAUUAAAUGAAAUUCAACAGCCAUUAAUUACUAGAGAACACAAUAAUGUUUUGUUUAGAUGUAACUAAGUUGUAUCCAAGUGUACCAGGAAAAGAAGCAUGAUAAGCAUGUAAAAUGCAUUAGAAAAUCGAUCUUAUAAAUCAAGCACAACUGAAGAUGUUCUUCAAAUGAUGAACCUAGAAACUAAUGAUUUCAGCAUGAUAAGAAAGACUUUCUUCAAAUCGAAGGAACAGCUAUCAGUUUUCAUCAGGUCAUGGAUUAUGAUUGUACUUACCUCGCACAAUGUGAAGAAUAAUAAUUUCAAAAGAGUUAUCUACAGCUGUAUGCAUACUGGAAAUAUGUUGAUAACAUCUAGGGAAAAUUGGAACACGGUUUAGAAGACUUUUAAAAUAAGAUUUUAUAAAUUGUCAAAUAGUUUACAUGUAGUGAAUUCAAACUGAAAUUCGUUAUUCAACUGAAAAAAAACCUCAAAUUUCUAGAUGUUAUAAUCCACAGAUAAGCCAUUUGAAUACUCUCAAAAAUAUUGUAUAAUUGUCUUUCUGAAAUUGGGAUCAAUAAGAAGGUUUAUAUAGGCAUUUACAGACUAUUCUAUAGGGAACCAUUUGGAUGACAUAUUUUACAUGGAUCGGGUCAGGGUUAAAGGACAGGAUAGAUAUUUUAAGAAACAUUAUAAAGUGUAGAGAUAUUUGUUUACCAAACUAUUCUCAUAUUAUAAAUCAUUUAGGUUCUAAUAAUUUAGUUAAUAUAACUCAGUGUGACAAAACUUUUGUUGAUUAGAGCAUAUAUAUGGAAUUAAUUGUUACUUACAAAUCGUAUUCAUUGUUGUUGUUAUUGGUUUUGGUAGGGGGCUUACUUAUGUAGAAAUUCCGCCUUAA
Molecule: messenger RNA, 4627 nt
Organism: Mytilus trossulus (common blue mussel)
Lineage: Eukaryota; Metazoa; Mollusca; Bivalvia; Mytilida; Mytilidae
Exons: 5
Coding region: 310-3273 (987 amino acids)
Molecular function (GO): protein binding
Source: RefSeq, a predicted model, not a curated record